This is a messenger RNA of Cannabis sativa, 2296 nucleotides long. Its product is annotated as wall-associated receptor kinase-like 20. Gene Ontology annotation, biological process: protein phosphorylation. Gene Ontology annotation, molecular function: protein kinase activity; ATP binding. Bases 143 to 2104 code for a protein of 653 amino acids. The record is from RefSeq and is a predicted model, not a curated record. NCBI's taxonomy places the organism in Eukaryota, Viridiplantae, Streptophyta, Magnoliopsida, Rosales, Cannabaceae. The transcript has a single exon.
UAGAUUCUCGUUUGCCACUUUUAUGAUCAUUACUAUUUUUAUUACACACCCACUUUAUUCUCUUCUUCAUUUAAGCCUCCUCCUAUAUUAUUUAUAACCUCAUCACACCUUCUUCAUUCCCAUAUACACAACUUUUUAGCUUAUGAUAUUUUCCGAACUUAUGGCAAAAACAACAUACAAAAAGCCUCUCUCCUUCAUGACUACAAACGUCCUAUUUUUUCUUCUUAGUCUCAUAAUCAUCACAACUUCUUCCCAAAAAACAUGCCCACCUUGUGGCUCCAUACAAAUUCCAUACCCUCUAAGCACAAACUCCAAUUGUGGUGACACAAGAUAUAACUCUCUUCGUUGUGACACAAACUCUCAAAAGCUUUACUUCCAAGCCCUUAAUGGGACAUCUUAUGUAGUUUUGAGAAUAAUGAGUGAGCUCCAAAGACUUGUGGUAAGAACAUCCCCAUGGCUACCUAGUAAAUGUGUUACUCAAGAUAUGGAGUUGAGUGAAGGCCUUUGGCUCAACCAAUCUCUUCCUUUCAACGUAACAUCUUCAAACACAAUCUUCCUCUUCAACUGUUCACCUAGGCUUUUAGUAUCUCCUCUCAACUGUACUCCUUCUAGUCUCUGCCACCGUUACUUGGAGAGCUCCGGCCAUGUGGACAAAAACAGAGCUUUUCAAUGUGCCGGAGAACUCGACCCUUGUUGUACCUUCAUCGCCGGAGGUAUGCCUUCGGCUUACAAGAUUAGGCUUCAUAGCUCUGGUUGUAAAGCUUUCAGAAGUGUUCUUCAUUUGGAUAUGGAAAAACCUCCAAGUCAAUGGGAAGAAGGGUUGGAAAUCCAGUGGGCUCCUCCACAGGAACCUCUCUGUAGAACCCAACUCGAUUGUCAUGGACCUUCUAAGUGUUCUUCUUAUUCUAAUGGUGUCAACAGAUGUUUUUGCCAAAAGGGUCAUCAAUGGGACCCUUCUGUUGGAGUUUGCAAAAGAGUAAUUAAGGGAAGAAGCUCAAAACCCAGCCAAACUUUAAAAGUCUCAGUUGGGGUAGCUUUGUUUUUCAUUGUAGCUCUAGUUAUGACAGUUUUUACAGUUAGAAGGUCUUGGAGAAUAUCAUCUUUUUCAACUACUUCUUCGAAAAGGGCAAAGCUUGUUAAGGACAGAGAAGAAAGAUUGAAGAGUCAUGGAGCUGGGAAAUCUGCUAAGAUGUUUAACUUGAAAGAAGUGAAGAGAGCAACAAAUAAUUUCUCUAGAGAGAGGAUUUUGGGAAGUGGGGGUUUUGGAGAAGUCUAUAAAGGUGAGCUUCAAGAUGGAACUAUUGUGGCUAUUAAGUCUGCUAAAGUGGGGAACAUCAAAAGCACAGAACAAGUACUAAACGAGGUUGGAAUUCUCUCCCAAGUCAACCAUAAAAACCUGGUCAAACUCCUAGGUUGUUGUGUUGACUCAGACCAACCAUUGAUGAUCUAUGAAUACAUAUCCAAUGGAACACUACAUGCUCAUCUUCAUGGUAAGUUUACAACUUUUUUGGACUGGAAAACAAGGCUUAAAAUAGCUUUACAAACAGCUGAGGCUUUGGCUUAUUUACAUUCAUCUGCAUAUACUCCAAUCUACCACAGAGAUGUUAAGUCAACUAACAUACUCCUAGACCAAGAUUUGAAUGUAAAAGUAGCUGAUUUUGGACUCUCUAGAUUGGCUUCACCAGGGCUAAGUCAUAUCUCAACAUGUGCUCAAGGAACACUCGGUUACUUAGACCCUGAAUACUAUAGAAACUACCAGUUAACUGAUAAGAGUGAUGUUUAUAGCUACGGUGUCGUUUUGCUUGAACUUCUCACAUCACAAAACGCCAUUGACUUCUCUCGUGACCAAGAUGAUGUGAACUUGGCCAUUUAUGUUAAACAAAGAGCUAAUAAAAAUGGUGAUGGAGUCAUAGAAAUUAUGGAUCAUCGACUGUUGGAGACUGAGCCUUCUUCAUCAGUAACAUCAGCUGAUGAUGUGUUGAAUAGUGUAAAGCUCUUUCUGGAGCUUGCUCUUUCAUGUUUAGGGGAAAAGAAGGAAGACAGGCCUGCCAUGAGAGAUGUUGUUCAAGUACUCCAGUGUAUAAUACAAGUUGUAAAUCACUAAGUGUUGUUUAGUAUAGCUAAGAUAGUAUUUUAUUAACUUAUUAGACUAAAUAAAUUCCUAUAUUGUGAAGUUCUUCUUUUGAUAAGUAGUGUAUAACCUUCAAGUAUACUAAGAGUACAACAUUUGUAACUGGUCCGGAAAUGUUCUAAUAUCUUCUUUCUUGUAUCAAUAAUAAUAUGAUAUUUCAUGUGA